UAUGAUAUGGAGGAGAAAAGCAAAACAUGAGUAAUACGAUACGAGGUUCCAAGCCCAUCAAAAGUCACACACCGGUAGAGGGUGGAAACUUAUGAAGUUCAGAGUGCACUGCCACAGAGUGAGGAUGUUUUUUUUACUGAAGAGUCCGUGCAGUCAGUCACCCUGUUAGAUGUGCAGCAGAGAGAGUUGCUUACAGUCGACGAGGGCCAGAUUGUUGUUCACAGUGACAGGUGACAGGGAAGGAUGUUAUGAGAUGCACGCUGCCAUCGUGUGACGAGCAUGUGUUGUAUGUUUAGGUAGAGCAGAGCAGUCACUGUCUCGUUCUGUUUGGCUUACAGUGUCUUGUCACAUUUACCCUGAUUGUUGUGCACUGCAAAGUGAGAUCAGGGGAGCUUCAGUUUCACGACAAAACUGAGAACUUUCAAGAUGAACGUUUACUGGAUACCCACGAUCCUCCUCUCCCUCUCCAGUGCUGCCAAAAUGAUAAGCUCAAACAACUGUAAAGACAAGCUCAGAACGUUCAAUGUGGUCCAUGUGUUUGUCAACGGCACUGCAUCUGUCAGCUGCCCCAACCUGACAGGCAAAGAUCAGGAGGAGAUGAGAUUCCACCUAUACCUGGGCUUGGUCGAGGUUGGCAACCACACUCACGACAAUGGUCACAACCACAACUCCACAGAGACAGUGAGUCCUGUUGGGGAGGGUCUGGGGCUGAGGGUGAACGAACAGGACCAUACGGUCAGUUUUGUCCUCUCUGGAAUGACCACGGAGCGCGCUGGAGUCUAUACCUGUGAGGGGUACCCCAUGUACCCACCUCCCAUUGUGAAAGUACCAGACGAGCCUCAGACCUUGGUCCUGGUUGAAGCUCUCCAGUGCCAGGCAAGGAAGCCUGUGGGAUGUGUAGGCUCUGCUUGGACAUGGGUACUGGGGUUCUGGGUCACCAUCAUCUAUGGCCUGGCUGUCACUGUCAUCGCCUUUGCCAUCCGGCUCAGACUGAGGAGAGUGGAGUGUUCCCAGAGCGACGACAUGAACAUCAAACCCAAAGCUCCACUCAGGGGGCACAGGAAGAAGCAGGGGGUCCAGCAUCCAAUCCGAAUGGGACGAUACUGAUCACUGUCAUCCUCAGAUCAGACAUCCUCAUACAAAAGACACGAGUUGAGCCUUUAUUGGCCCUUGAGAGCUGACUGGGGAAACAGACCAAGUUCUUGAUGGAAACAUGAAAGCUAGCUCUUCAAAUGACGAGGUGCACAUCUAAUUGUGCAUCUGAUUGCGUGUAAAUAAAGAUUUGAGUUAUCUUAUAAAUGUUUAUCAAAUAUUUAUAGUCUGAUGUAAUAUAAGUCGCUCUGGAUAAGAGCGUCUGCUAAAUUACUUAAAUGUAAAUGUAAAUGUAAAUGUAAAUAUGAUCGUCUGGGAAACUAUGGAGAAUGGACUCUUGAUGUUGUGGGCAGUAUACUAUAUAAAACAAUAUCCCCUUGCAUACUGAACGAACACACACACCCACACACACAAUUGGGUUAAGCGUACAGCCACAGGGAUAUCAUAUUUGAUUUGUAGUGGGUAUGUAGUGAAGAGGAAGACCCUAGCUCUGUGGUGAAUGGGUCAUACAGGAAACAGUGGUUUCCGAAUUUGAGGGGACUGAACCACAUUUUCACACACUCUCUCUGAGAGGCACUGAUUGUCAUGCAUGUUUCAUUGAAACUGACAAAUUGACACUGAACUACAGUAACAAAGUUUUCCCAUUACAAAUUGCUGCUUGUCCUUGUAAUGGGAAUACUUUGUUACUGUAGUUAAGUAGUUUUUUAAAAUCAAAUCAAGCUGGUGCUUCAAAUCGAGCAUUCUCGAACAUCUUACAACUUGUCCUUUGAAGGAUAACUUAAGUAACUCAGCCACAAGGAAAUGUUGAAAUACAAAAAAACUGCUGUAAUGACUAAAAUGAAAAAACAUACCUAGCAUAAUUUCCUGUCUACUGUGUCCUUGGAGGCUUGUGUUUUGUGCCAUUGUGCACUAGAGUAUGCAUAAGAGGGACGGCACCUUGACGUUGCACACCUUGCAGUUUCUAUGUAGUUAGGGCAAACGCAUUAAACCAGCAGACUAUAAGGGCUGCACAGGUUUCAUGUCCCAAAUGGAACCCUUUUCGCUUUAUAGUGCACUACUUUUACAUGAUGUAUUACACAUACUGUAUGCAUUCCUGCAUUCGUGAAGGUAUCAGACCCCUUGACUUUUUCCAAAUGUUAUGUUACAGCCUUUUUCUAAAAUGUAUUAAAUUGUUUUUUUUUUCUCCUCA
This is a messenger RNA of Oncorhynchus gorbuscha (pink salmon), 2281 nucleotides long. RefSeq names its product T-cell-specific surface glycoprotein CD28-like. Gene Ontology annotation, cellular component: external side of plasma membrane. Gene Ontology annotation, biological process: T cell receptor signaling pathway; regulation of T cell proliferation. The coding region runs from base 427 to 1107 and encodes 226 amino acids. NCBI's taxonomy places the organism in Eukaryota, Metazoa, Chordata, Actinopteri, Salmoniformes, Salmonidae. The record is from RefSeq and is a predicted model, not a curated record. The transcript is spliced from 5 exons.